AUGGAUAAAUCAUGGAUUGGAAAGCCACAUACCACAAACGAAUACUCGCGUGGUUUGCAUGAAUUUCUUGAUUUUGCAUUUAAGAACGCGACUGUGGAAGAUACAAUCAGAGGUCCAUGUCCUGUAUGUCGUUUUCGCACUUGGAAAACUAGAGGGAUAGUGGAGGAUCACUUGAUUUGCAAGCCAUUCCCUCAAAAUUAUGUUAUUUGGAAUAGUCAUGGUCAGAAAUUGGUAUUAGAGUCUUCUGGAGAUAGUGAUGUUAUGCAAAAGGCGUUUCAUCCAGAAAAUCCAAUAGAAACUAUGAUUAAUGAUGCAUUUGGCCAGUAUAGGCAGCAAGCGGCUGACAUAGGGACAUCUCAACCAUUGGAGUCAAAUGAAAUAUCAACUGAGGGGCAUAAGGAGGAUUCUAGUGACUUUUCUGAUUUUCUCAAAGAUGGAAGUGAAACACUGUAUCAAGGGAGCAAGUACACAAAGCUAGAGUUUUUGAUAAAAUUGUAUCAUAUAAAGGUCUAUUGUCGAUUAAGUGACAAGGCAAUGACCAUGAUACUAGAUUUGUUGAGAGAUGCAUUUGAAGAUGCAAAGUUACCUCCUUCCUUUUAUGAGGCCAAAAAAGCAAUUAACAAACUUGGCCUUGACUACACCAAGAUAGCUACAUGUCCAAAUAAUUGUAUGUUGUACUGGGAAAAUGAUUCAGAAUUGGAAGCAUGUAAGCAUUGUGGUAUAUCUAAAUGGAAUCCCAACAAGAAAAAGAAGCAAGUUGCAAAGGCUUUGCGUUACUUUCCAUUAAAACCAAGGUUGAAAAGGUUAUUUAUGUGUUGUAAGAUUGCUGAGCAUAUGAGAUAG
Messenger RNA from Lycium barbarum (goji berry), 843 nucleotides. RefSeq lists its product as uncharacterized. The coding region runs from base 1 to 843 and encodes 280 amino acids. Lineage: Eukaryota; Viridiplantae; Streptophyta; Magnoliopsida; Solanales; Solanaceae. The record is from RefSeq and is a predicted model, not a curated record. The transcript has a single exon.